UUAUGGAGAUGCCAAUGAAAAAUUUGAAAGCAGCGAAUAUUCUAGAGGAUUUAGAAUCAAAGCUUGCAUAUAUUCCAGGCGGUCGUGAUCACGACGGACGACCUUUAAUAGUAAUAAAUGUUCCACCAGAAUUUGAUUCAGCAACGAAAUCAAAAUUAGAGUCCCUCAUUUUAUAUUUUAUAUCAAUUUUCAGCGACGAGACGAAGGAAAAUGGAUUGGUUCUAAUUGUAGACGCGCGUCAUAGUGCAUGGCGCGUAACUAGAUCUUGUAUUAGACUUUCUACGAAUCUGAUAGGAUCUAAAGUCAUUUCUGUGAUCGUGAUACGGCCGGAUGGUUUUUGGGAUAAACGUGUCGACAGUUGUACCAAAUCUCACAAAGAAGGCGAACCACUAUACAUUACUCUAACGAGGCUGCAUGUGUACAUCGAUUUUUCUCAAUUACCGUACGAAUUAGCAGGUAACAAGGCGUACAAUCACAUGGAAUGGAUUAAGAAACGUAUGAAAAUAGAAAAUUAUUCGAAAGAUGCAUUAGAGCUUGUAUCGAAGAUGACAAAUUUACAUCAAAAAUUGAAUACUUUUGAUGGUAUUCGUAUGCAAUCGAAUGACGUGGAGUCUUAUUGGGAAAUGGGCAUAGUAUUGUUAUCAACGGCACGUCAUGUACUUCAAUCAGGUAGGAAUUUAGUAAGUUCCAUGAGUAGAGAAUCCUCUAAGGAUAUUUUGGAUACGAUUAAAGGAAUUCAUAAGCUACUCGAUUCUAUUGAAUUAAAACAGAUGGACAUUGAAAAUUCAUGGACAGAAAUGGAACGAAAUCUGGAUACUGCGAGAGUAAUCGAAAAUCUGGAACAGGGUGUAUCAAGCGUUACUGAUUGGAUCUUGGGUCCAGCAGACGUAAUGCUGAACUCUUGUUGUCAGGUUGGUUUCGACGUUUCUUCAUCCGAGGAACUCCGAAGGCAACACGAAAAAAUUGAGCUUCAAUGCCGGGAGACUUAUGGGCGAUAUGCAGAGCUGCUUCAUAAAAUUGAUAGUCUACCUAAAAGUAAACUACCAGAAGAUUUAAAAUCUCAAAGAGAUUUUAUGGACUUUGUUUGUCGUAGCUUCGCUUCACGACUCGAAAGACGUAGAAAUGUAUUAAUCACUUCGCAAAGAUUCUUUAGACUCGUUUCUGAGUACUUCGAUAAGACUAGUGAAGUAUUUGAGCAAUUAGUCAUGGGCAAUAGGAAUUACAACUUUUCUCAAGCAAGCAUUAAACUCUUAACUUUGGAAAAAAGUCAAACGAUUUUAGACAGUUUAGAACGCGAGCUUAUAAAAGAAGGUGAAAAAUUGUCGGACAUUCUUUCUAUGCCCGUAAAGGAUGCACUUGGUCGAGAAGUUCAUGUAAAUUACGAUGAAGAUAUCGUCAAUGUCAAAGAUAUACUAGAUGCGACAAAUGCCAGAAAGAAUAUAUUUAAUGACAGUGUAGAAUUACAAAAGCUGUCAUUGAAACAGAUAGCUUUGAUAUACAUGUACGAGAGCGAUGCCGAACAAGCUGUUAAAUGGUUAAAUGAUUUAUUCAAUGUUUUACUUCGAAAUCACAUGGAAGUUGGUUGUAAUGUCAAGGAAAUACAAUUGCAAAAAGAGGAACACCAAUCUUUUCAAGAAACAGCAAAAGGAACUUACGAAUAUGGUGGUCAAUUGGUGACUGGAGCACGUGUACUAAGAUUAUCUUGCAGAAUAUCUUUAGAGGGUAACGCUAAUCUAUCUUCAAAAUUACGACAUGCUUGGCGACAAUUCCGAUCUGUUAGUCAGGAACAAUUAACCCGACUACGAGUAUGCGCUGUUUUUCAUAGAAACGUCGAAGAUCAUUGUACCGGAUUACAAAAUUUGGCGGAAACAGUGACGGCUUUGUAUCAUUUUGCAAAAGAUGAAGAUGCAGUGGCAAAAGUACGCAUCAAAGAAAGUAUAAGAGAUAUCCUUGAUAAUCGAGAGAAACUUUUAUUGGAAGUUGGUCGGAUGGUAAGAUUAGGUCGUCUCCUUAAGACGAGGUUGAAGGAACCUCUUUAUAAUCAACCGAUGUCUAAAGUUGAGGAUGCUUCGAUCUUUGGUGAUAAUUUGACAGCAGUCGAAGCUAUCUCGGCGAAAUUAGCGGAAGUUACGCGUCUCGCGGAAAAACUGGAUGCGAGACUAUGUGAAGCUGGAGCUAAAACUCGACCGAUGUCUAUUCCUGCCGUUGUGACGUCUUCUGCUUCGUCCUUGUUCUCGAUACCUGCUAUGUCGCUGUCAAACGAGUCCAUGCAUACGGCUUCUAACACGACUACAUUGAUGUCGAAUAUGACAACUUCAGCCGUAUCUAUAAUUGCUGAAAUGCAACCAAUAACUUCGGAAAUUGUAGCUACAAAAAUCAAAUCUGAUGUAAUUAAAUCUAUUACUCCUCCAAUGGAAAAAUUUGAUGACAGUUCAUUUCAUAUUCGUUCGCAAUCUAUGGAAAAUGUCGAAAUAUCAAAUAAAGAUUUUAAUUCUAAGGAACUUAUCGAAAAGUCUCGUAGCGAAAGUGCAAUAGGAGAAUAUAAUGUGGAGGGUUAUACAACAGCAACUGAAUGUUCAACAACUCCACCUCCACGUUCGAGAAGUGAAUCUUUCGUAACAUCGCCGGAAUGCGAAGAUCUUUCUGCACCCGUGAUGACAUAUUCUGGUUCCACUUGGUGGACCAUGGAAAAGCCUAAACUAAUAACUACAAUUGCACCUCUUACUUCUUCUUCGAUCAAUGAAAAUCAAAAAUUUCCUGAAACAACAUCAAAUAUUUCAACUAUCAGUGGAAUAAACCCAACAGUACAAAUGAAAACAAUGGAUAAAAUUACUAAUGAAAAGUCAAACAAAAUUAUAAAAGAAGUUACCGAGACAACCGUUUUGCGUGUUUUGCACGACAUUCGAUUAGGCGUAGCCUCUUAUAAAGUGAUAUCAAAUACCGUGCAAGACCAUCGGCAAUAUAUUGACGUGAAAGAUAUUCAAAAAGUAGAAGGUGUGCUAGAAGCAGAAUCGCGCGAAAAAACAGAUGACAUUCACUAUCAUCUCGAUUUAUCUUCGUUCAAAGAACCUAAAAAGUAUACUGGCAAAAGUUCGAAAAAAGUGCAAUCGGAUCAAAAUAUUGCAACGAAAAUCCGAGAACAUGUGUUGAAUGAAAGCACAUGCUCUAAUUUAAGAGAAUAUGAGGAUACACCGUUGCCUUCGCAAAAUCUUUUACGACAUUAUGAGGAUAGCGAAAUUAAAAUAUCAUCGAUGCAGAAAGAUAAUUUAGAAGGUGAAGAUUUUCUUGAAAAAACAAGAAAGAUAAAAUUAACAAUGAUGGUGGAUGGUCCUGAUUCAAUGGCACACGUGCAUCCCGAAAGAUCUGUUGAGACAAAUUCCGAAAUUGUCAUGCAAAGAAAUGAGGAUACGCCACAACAAAUCAUCUCUCCAACUACUACUAUAAGUACCAUUGCUGUGCAAAGUGGAGAAACGCGUGUAGUAAUCGCUUUACUUCAAAGCGGCGAAUGGCUAAAGCUGAAAAUACUCGAGCUACAACCAGAAUUAACGAAACUUGGUGCUUCCGUAAAAGAAGCCAUGGAACUUUCGAACGCACACGAUCAAGUGUUACUCCGAUUACAGAAUAAACAAAGCCCGGUAGAAGAAUUAUUGCGACAAGCUGAUCAAUUAAUCACGACUCAGAGACCAAGAGCAGAAGUAUACACUGCCAUGGCGGAGACAUUAGGUCAAGCAUGGCACGAUAUAAAUCAACUUUUAGAACGUCGUAAGAAAAUACUUGACCGAAACGUAUUAUUUCAAUGUCGUGCGGCAGAAUGUAGAGAACAUAUGGAGGCGUUGGAAAUGGCAUGUAACAACACAUUACUACCGAUCGAAAUAGAAGCAGUAAAAAGUUUUCUAUCGAAGAUUCAGGAUCUUCGCAAAGAUAUGUUGGAAGGAUUGAUGGGUGCUUUGCGGGAGGGUAAAACAUUGCUGGAUGAACUUAAGGAAUUGAUAAACGAAGGCACUUUAGAUUCUAGGUCGGAUACGAUUAAAGAUGAAGCUAAUCAUGCCGUAUUACGAGUUGAAAAAUGGCUGGAAGAACUACACGAUAGAAGGCGGUUGAUCGAGACAAUUUUUCGUAGCAGAAAAACUCAAUUGGAGCAAUGUCUUGCUCUCGCGCUGCUCGCGACCGAUCUUCGUAAUCUCGAAGAAAUUCUCAAUGACAGAAUUGCUGCAUUAGAGGGCAGUUGCAAUCAAUUGGGAGAUUCUGUAUCUAAUGCAGAAUUGCUUCUUUUUGAAUUAAAAAAGUUGCAAAUCGAAGCAAAGGAAUUUCAAGAUAAAGCUAUUAAAAUAACUAAAUCGACCGAACGAUUAGUGUCAUCGGGACACUUUGCAGGUGAACAAGCGACCGAGCAGGCGUUUGCGAUUCUUAGCACCGCUACCGAUUAUAUUAACGAUUUAGACCAAUAUAACCUGUUGUUGGAUAAAACAACGGCUUUUUUUGAUUUGGUACAAUCGGCUAUCACAAAACUGGACCAGUUAGAAAUUCAAUUAAUAACAACGGAAUAUCCUUCUUAUUCUCCACGACUCGCACGUCUUCAUGCACAAAUAGUGGCUAUGAUAGAAGACGUAAUUUCAAAGCCAUUGUCAGAAGGAUAUGCAUUAUUAGAUAUUACGGGAAGAGAAGCACCUGGUGCCGAGGGUGUAAGAAAUGCUGUAGAAAAAUUGGAAAAUCGCAAAUUUUCUUUGAUGAAACGGUGUACAGUUCAUAAGGAAGAAAAUUUAGAGAUUUCGAGAAUACUAACUACAUUUUUAGAUAAGCAUAAUACUUUACAAGCUUGGCUAACUGAUAUUGUUAAAGUCUUUCUCCAAAAGCAUCAAAAUAUGGGCAGCGAUUUGGCAAUGGCGUGUGAUUUUCGUCAAACUCACUGCCAAUUAUUAGCCGAAUUGGAAAAUAAAAGUGAGGAGGUAGAUCAUUUAGAGCUGGAAAUUCUUCCAAUUAUAGAACGCCUGGACGAGAUACAAAAAUACGAAUUACAAUUAAAAAUAAAAAAUCUUGAAGACGAAUGGACAAAAACAAAGAUUACAAUAGUAAAAAGAAUCAAAUUGAAUACCCUUUAUAUACAGUUCUAUGAAAUUGUGAACGAACUGACUUAUGAAAUGGAUUUUAUCGAUAACGAACUGAAAAAGCAUGAAGAUGUGUUAGAUGAGGCUAGGUUUAAUGAAAUAGAAGAAAGAUGGAAAUCUUUUGAGUCUCUUUACAAAAAACUUGAUAAUCACGCAAAGACAUUUCUCAAUGAAAUAAACAACAUUGAUGACUUUUAUCUCAAUGUAUCGCAAGCUUGUGUGUGUGUUCAAACUCUUUUAGAAAAGUUUGUCAAUCGGCAAUUAAUUAUAAUAGAAUGGAGGAAAAAAUGGCAGAUUACUGUCCAAGUAAUAAGACAAAGGCGAAUGGAAUGUGAGCAAAAAAUAGAAGAGAGUAAAGAGACAUUAGCGUGGAUAACAAAAUUUGAAAUGACAUUGUAUCCAAUAAUAACAACACAAUCUUCUAAAAUAGUUGAUAUUUUGGAUAAUUUACAAGAUGUAAGAAUUCAGAUUUCAUCUAAAUUAAACAAAGCUUUUCAUGAAUUGGAUAUCAAAAUCAAAAGUAUUCAAGUAUUUGUCGAAACAGGUGAAGCUAAAGCAACCGAGCAAAUUUUAGAAAAACUCAUGCAAAUGCGUGAAAAAAUGAACACUGUCAUCAAAGAUUACGAUAUAUUAUUAGAAUCUUUAAUUUUUAUCUUUAGAAAUCUUGAAGAGAUUGAGCAUAAAAUUGAGGAAGCAAAACAAGAAGUUGAACACGUCUCAAGUUUUACAAAGUUGAUUGAUGUGGAUGGUUCUUUAAAUAAAUUUAAUAUAUUAAAAACGUUUAUUACGGAAUCUUUAUUACAAAUACAUACAAAAUCUGAAGAAAUAAUAGACAACAUUAGACAGGAACCGCUAGAAUCAGCAACACAAGACAUUGAGAAACUGAACCGCACGAUAGAUUCUGUACGCAUCAAAUUUGAGUUAUUCCAAACCGAAACGUCAAACCGUCUCGAAGAACAUCGGCAUCUGUGUAUUUUUAGAGAGGAUAUUGAAAAAAUUAAUUACGAUCUACGUGAAUUAAACGAACAGUUAAAAAAUAUGGAUGGAAGAAUUGGUGACAAUUUAUCAGUUUUGAAAGCGACAUUAACUGCUUUUGAACAGUUUGAGCAAACAAUAACGAUUUUAGACAAAAGAAUUGAAACUUUUAUAAAAAAAACAGAAGAGACAAUUGUUCCAUUAACUCCACAAGUGACGGAUGAAAUUUUAUCUCUGCGCAACAGAUGGGAUCAUCUGAGGAAACAUGUUAGAGAUACCAAAAAAAGAAUGCAUUUAAGUAAUGAUUAUUUCAUACUCUUAGAAGAAGCUAAACAGUGGUUCAGGGAAGGUAACAAACUUUUGGUGAUUAUUGCACGUAAAGCAACAGCCGUAAAAGUGUCUGAAGAAGCUAUUGAUUUACUGCAAGAGAUUGAUGCUUAUAUAAAGCCAGGUGAAGAUCAACAGGAAAAGAGAAUUGAGAAGUUGAAACAAUUAUCGACAAUAGUUUUCGGUACAGACAGACUUCCGCAAUUUAACGAAGUGAUAGUAGAGAAUCGGCAAAUGCUAGAUUCAUUCGCAGUUAUUUCUUCCGAGUUGCGUACCCUGAGUCAAAAUUUACAGAAUGCCAAAGAUCUCCGAGAGAAGCUGCAAAUCGAGAAGUUAGAAGCUGAUAAAAAGUUACAAGCUGUAAAAAUAGAAAUGGCCGCGAUGGAAGCUGCAAAGAUAGAAGCGGAAAACGCAAAAAAACUUGCGGAACACCUUGCCGCUGAGACUUUAGACAAAGCUGUGAUAGAGGCAAAAAAAUUAAAAGAGGAACAUGCACGAAAAAUUGUUCCUUCCAUUUCUCAUUCCGUCUCUGCCCAAACUGACGAGACCAUAGUUGAAGAAACAAUUCAUAAAACUUCCGCUGUAACAACGAAAGAAAUUCAUAUUCUUCAAAAGAUGGAAAUCGAAAAGGAUGUUCCAGUUAUUCAAAAAGAAGCUGGCCCAUUUAAAAAGCUUGUAUCUGAAGAGAUAUGCGACGAAUAUGCUAAAGAAACACAAAUAAACAAAAUUAUUUCAUUAGCUCCAGAAUUCACAGUUCCUUUGAAUGAUGCAAUGGUUCAAGAAGGCAAAGAAUUCAGUUUUGAAUGUCAUCUAAUUGGUCAGCCGAUACCAGAAAUAGUAUGGUACAAGGAUGGAAUAUCGAUUUUAAAUAAUCCAGACUAUUUAACAACUUAUAUAAACGGCGUUUGUACUUUAAAAAUAGAAGAAACAUUUACUGAGGAUUCUGCUAAAUACACUUGCCGUGCAUUUAAUAUUCAUGGCUCUGUCGAAACAUCGGCCAUUCUCAUUGUCAAAGAAAUUAUCACGGAAGAACAGCCAAAUGUACCUGUUUUCGUGAAAGAAUUGCAGCCCUCUUUUGCGAUGGAAGGAUGCUCUCAUAAAUUAGAGUGCACUGUUAAAGGAAAUCCUCUACCGACAGUACAAUGGUACAAAAAUGAUAUCAACAUCGAUAAUUCUCCGGACUAUAUUAUCACUUUUAAUAAUGGAGAAGCUGUUCUAAAGUUUGAUGAAAUUUUCUUGGAAGACAAAGCUUCGUAUACUUGUAAAGCAGCAAAUCAAUGGGGACAAUCGUCUACUACUGCUUAUUUGGACGUGAAACCCGCGCAAAUUUCUGUGAAGAAACCAUAUUUUGUGGUACCGUUAUCAAAUGCUAUGGUCAAGGCAGGUCAAAAAAUGAAACUAGAAUGCGAAGCUAACGGAGAUCCAAUUCCUAAAUUAAUCUGGACUCACGAUGGAAAAUUAAUUGAAGAAAGCAAAUAUCAUAAAAUUCGAACAGACGGUGCCCGAACAAGCUUGAUCAUCACGGAAGCUUUUCCAAAAGAUGCCGGAUCUUACGCGGUGACUGCCAAUAAUGAAAUCGGGAAAGAUACAACAUCUUGUAUUGUUUCUGUGAAAGGACGUUGGCUUCAUGAAACCAGUGAAUCCGAGCUUGUUUGCAGUGAUAUAGAACUAAUAGUUCCAAAAUUUCAGUUACCUUUGCAAAAUCUUGAAAUUCAAGAAGGACAAUCAGCUAGGCUAGACUGCGUGAUUGUAGGUCAACCUGAACCGGAGGUAAUUUGGUAUCAUGAUGAACAGCCUGUAAAAGAAUCGUCAGACUUCCAAUUACUUUUUCAAGGUGAUCGGUGUUCGUUAGUUAUUCAUGAAGCUUUUUUGGAUGACGCUGGUAUAUAUAAAGUAGUUGCUAUUAAUUCCGCUGGCGAAGCUUCUAGUCAGUGUACAUUAACAAUUAUGCCAACAUCUCACGUCUCAAAAGAACAGGAAGAAACUCUUACCAGCGGUUUUGCUCCAAAAUUCAUUAAACUUCCGACGGACUUGUUGGUGGCUGAAAGCGAAAAUGCAAUUUUCGAAUGUGUCGUAAUUGGAGAACCUAAAUCUGAUUUAAGAUGGUAUUCGGAUGAUGGUGAAAUGAUUCAUAACGAAAGGAUUUUGAUUGGAGAAAGAAAAGAUGGAACAGCCUUUUUGGAAAUUUCAUCAACGAUACCGAAAGAUAAGGGCAAUUAUGUAGCAAAAGCUAUAAAUACACACGGUGAGGCCAAAGCUUUUGCCAGAUUAGUUGUGAAAUCGCUUAGUGAUUUUAAAAGAAACGAAGAAUUUAUCCAGAUGGAAGAAAAAUUGAUUCAGCCAACAUUCAAAGAAACAUUUCAGGACAGGAAAAUACUCGAAGGAGUUUCAAUCAAAUUCGAGUGCAUCGUCAUUGGUAAACCUUCUCCUAAGAUUCAAUGGUUGUUUAACGAGCGGCCGGUUCAUGGGAAAGAUUUUCUAGUUUCCGUUAGCGGAGAUCGACAAGUUUUAACAAUUCCUGUAGUCAGAGAUGCACACGUCGGUACUGUCUCUUGCGUAGCAGAGAACGCGGCUGGUAGAGCGGUUUGUAGUGCUAAAGUCGAAAUUGAUAGUGGAUCGGUGAAACCGGAUGCAAGUGAAGUAAAAAAAGUGUUCGAGUUAGUUCCGUAUUCUCCCAUGGACAUAAUGCAUCCUGCAAGCAGUAGUGAUAAACACUUUUUAAGUGAGAAAACAUAUCAUGAAGGUGGUGGUGAGAGUCAGGUAUUGACCAAAAUGUCGUCGACUGUUACACAUUCUUCAACAACGUCCAUGAAAAAGGAAUUCUUAUCGUCGACUAUGACUUCUACUUUAUCACAAUCUGGACACGAACCUACCAGCGUUUGUACGAAAACAACUAUGCAAAGUUCUCAACAGUCUACCUCAGAAAAUGGAGCACCACCUGUCGUUCAGUCUCAUAAAAUCGAAGAGUAUGAAAAAAUCAUACAAAAACAGCCUGGCGAGAUGGAACAAAAAAAGACCGUUCUCGUAUGCGAAGAAACAGAAGGUGUUAAACAUAAUGUUAAAACAAAUCAAAUUCAAAGACCGUCUAGGAAAUUAAUAGCACCAAGAUUUAUUUCACCGAUUACAGGAAUAAUUGUCGACCAAGGAACUGAUGUAGUUCUUGAAGGUAUCAUUGAUGGUUUUCCACAACCAACGAUUCUAUGGUCGAAGAACGGUCAAGAGUUGAUAUUAAAGGAUAAUAUAAAAAUUAGUUAUGCUCAUAAUCAUGUAAAAUUGGAACUGAAAAAUGUCAAUGCAAAAGAUGCUGGACGAUAUACCUGUACAGUGAGCAAUGACGUUGGAACUGCUAGUAGCACGGCUGACUUGGUCGUUAAAAAAACAAUAUUUCCCCCGGUUUUCGGCAAGCGCCUCAAAGCUCAAGUAAUAAAAAAGGGAGAUCGUGUUAUUAUGGAAGUAGAAAUUACUGGUAUUCCUGAGCCAAUAGUUAAUUGGUAUAAAAACGAUGUUCUAAUUAACGAACAACCACAAAAAUUAAAAAUUAUUCAACAAGGAAAUUGUUACAUAUUGGUUAUAGACAAGGUUAAAGAAGAAGAUGCCGGCAAAUACAUGAUAAGAGCGACGAAUGCCGGUGGCGAGGCGCAGAGUAUCGCUGAUAUCGCGGUUUUCGAACCAAAGCCUGAUACUAUGGUCGAAGUACAUAAAACUGUCAUUUAUGAAAACAUCCAGGAUAAAAAUGUCAUCCAGUCCGAAGGGAAAAAGGAAGAGAUAUCAUCAGAUACUUUAAUGAGCGAACAGAUACCAACAACAGCGUUAAUUGAAUUGCCCAAGUCUGUUACGAUAUCGAGUACAAUUGAUACUAUGCAAAAGGUCACCGAACCAGAAAUAAAGACUAGUAAAUCGGAAACGUUUUCAUCUACAAUCGAAUCCCAUGAAACCGAAACGAAGUCAGAACAGAAGUUCCAUAUGAAACUUGAACAUAAAACUCCAUCUAUUGUGGAGUCUAAACCUCGAAUCGAGCAAACGAUCGCAACAAAGAAAAUCGACCGUGACAAGGAAAAUGUUACGAAGCCAUUAAUAAAAACAGAGGAAAAAUCAACGAUUAACAACGAAAACAUAGAAACUUCUACGAUUGUAAAAAAAGAUGCAUUGAGUUUCUUCGAGUCCAUUACGAAGGAAAGUGAGAUAAUGCCAAAAGGGCCAAAGGAAAUGAUUAAGCUAACAGAAGAAGAACUUCAAGGAGCGAAAGUUGGAAAAUUAACAAAGAAUUAUGAGCAAGCAACUAUUUAUCAGGAAACAAAGAAACCGGAGGUAAGAUCGUCAGACUUGCAAACAAUGAAGAAGGCCGCUCAGGAUAUUUUUACCAAAUUAGAACAAGGAUCAUCAUCUCGUGGAGUAGAAAAUAAGCUAUUUGAAUUUCCAUAUGAGAGUUCUAAGUUGCCUUCAAUGGAAGUAAAAAAAACUGUAGACGAAAAGACAUUUGUCGAUUCGUCCAUUUCGCAACUACAAAAUCAAACGGAGAAUUUUAAAAUGAUGAUGAAAAGUUUUGAUCUUGUGCCAGAACCACCUCCUGAGAUAUGCUACAUGCCAAAACCAGAGGAGAAAAAGAAACGACCUGAUGUAUUUGUUAAGGCAAAACAGCUUCAAGAAUCUUUUGAUAAAACAUUAUCUCCAAUAGAUGCUCCGAUCGGAGGUGUAAAGAUCUUUCCUACGUCUAUUUCAAAAGUAACAGAACCUGUCCUCCCAGUUACAAUACCACCGCUCUUUGAUCUCGAGAAGAAAGAAACAUUUGAAGAAACAUGCAUACAAAAGAAAGAUGCAUAUGAGAAGAAGGAAAGCAAAUACUUUAAAGAAGAAAAGAUGGAACCAUGGAGAUACGCUUCAACGUCUGUAUUGAGAAGUAAUUCUCCUAUUAGACCGUGGUCAUCAUCAUCGGAUGUGGAAACCAAAUCGCACGUGUCUACAGAUCUAUCAGAAUAUAGAUGUCAUUCAGCUGCUUCUAGUCAGCAAGAAAUUUUAAGACCUACAUCGCCGAAACCAUCUGCGGAUGCAUUGGCAAUGGAAAAAUCUUGGGCGAAAAAAUGUGUAGAAUCAAAUAGAAAAUCAUGGCCACCACAAACUAAACCUAUUCAAAAAUACGAAUGGAAUGUUCCUAUUGAAGAAUACAGAAGCUCUUCGAAAGAAUUUCAGCAGAAAAUUGAGGAAAUACCGCAAGGCAUAAUAAAGAAAAUUAAUACGGAAUCAUGUGCCAAUGUAGAGAAACAGUCAUGGUGUACUAAAGAAGAGUUCACUGAAAUAAUAGAAGCAUCUCCGCCUACGAAAUUAGGUCCGAUAAUUUAUAAUGCCGAGACAAUUAAAGUCGAUCAUACCGUAAAUACUGUGCAAGAGAAAGCUCUGUUUGAAAAGUAUAUUACUGAAUGUAACAUGAAAAAAUCUGAAACGACACAGAAAUCUGAAGAUUUUAGCUCAAAACGUUGGACAGAAGACAAAGAGUUGAAAGCACCUAGUUUGGUAAAGAGAGUCGAACCAACUACGAAAUCAUUUCCGACAUCACAUCGUCUUAUGGAGACAGAAAUAGACUCUAUCGCUAUCAAGCCAGGAUCUCCUCCGGAAAUUGGAUAUAUAUCAUCAUCUUUUGCAAAAGAAAAAACUAGAUUGGAGCAUACCACGACAGUAGAAGAAAGAGUAGAGGAACCACCCAUACUUCCACCAAAAGAUGUACGCAUUACACCACCGUCUGUUCCAGCCAAAAAACCUGUCAAAUUCUCGACACCACUUCCGUCAAAAUUUGUUAAGGGUUCCUUUAGUCAUGAAAGUGAUUACGAGUCCGAUUUUGAUAGUCGUCCAAAAGCAAAAUGGAGACCUUACGAGAGUGACAACGAAGAACCACAUUAUCGAAGAGUUAAAGCACCUGUUCCGAAACAGUCGACGAGGCCAAGAUCUACUGAACCUGAGCCACUUCCACCUUCAAAAUUUGAGACUCCUGCACAAUUUACAGGACCAUCAUCACUCGUUACCAUAGAACCUUCCGAAAAGGCAGCAAGAAAAAUAAUAUUUAAACGACAUGAAAGAGAAGUCAAGCAACAACAACAGCAAAACUUAAUACCUCUGAAACCUGGUUCUCCACCAAUUUAUGUACAGCCAAAUACAAAGAGUUUGGUGCAAAAAUCUUCUGUCAAAAAACCGGAAUCACCAAAGUUUAAAACAAAAGUUUUUCAGCAAGAAAGUGGUUAUAUGGCAGAUACUGAUGAACCAUUUCAACAGAAGACUUCAUCUGUGACUACGCAAAAAUUUCUUGGAAAACACAACGGACUUUCAACAAUAGUUCACACUGAGAGCCGAACUACUGAGAAUAGAACGAAAUCCUUUGAAAGUCAUAAUUACGAAACUGAUCAUUUGCAAAAAGACGAAUCUUCCUUUGUUUUGCCAUCUAUUUGUAGUGCACAAGCGACAUCCAAAGCUGUUCAACAACGUAGCUCGUUGGAAAAGAGCUACGAAUUAGCAACUGACAGCAGUAAUCUGCGCAGAUUCGAAUCCAUGAAGGAAACGGGAUAUUCCCUAAAUCAAUUACAUAGAAAAUUGAUACCAGCAGAAAAAAUUCUGUCGAUUUCUCCGAGUCCUUCGAAAUUAGUGAAGGGUGACUUCCGCGAGAGCGACUACGAGAGUGAUGAUGGUAGAAUAUUGUCAUGCCAUACAGUUAGCUCCACGAAAUUUAAUGUUGCCGAUUCAGGAAAACCAAUGGAAUCAAGUUCGUCUCACAAACAACAUACAGUAAUCGUACCAACAAAAUCGAAAACGGUUCUCCUACCCGGCUCUCCACCAGAAAUCGCAUAUGCACCACCUCAGCCACAACAACACUUUUAUGAAGCACAUACAAGCAUGCCAUUUACCAAUGCGAUGGGUACAGAGACAAAGAAAACCGUAAGGAUGGAUGAAUCAACAGAGAAUUCUAGAAGGGUUGUUACUGUUGAGCAAACAAGCCGCGUCAUAAAGUUUGGCGACACAAAUGCCACAACUGUCCAGGAACAGCAAAGAGCUAAUUAUUAUGUGCCUAAACCGAAAAAAUUCGUACAAGGACAAUUUCGAGAAUCUGAUUACGAGAGCGAUGUAGAUUCAAGCAGAAUUCGACCCAAAUGGGCUCCAGCAGAUAGGGACACGGAGGAUCCAUAUUAUCGAAAAGUUCAACCACCCACAGGAAGGAGUCCAAGAUCUUCGAGUGCAUCGACAUAUAAUGUAUCACCGAUGGAGUUGGACACUAGUUUUUCGUCGCUGACACAGAUCCAUAGAGGAGAUAUAGAUAAAAAGAUUAAUUUCCAAAAAUAUCAGCAAUAUACAACUUCCGAAAAGAUUGAUAAUGUUUUACAGCCUGGUACACCGCCUGAAUAUGGAUUUAUCUCGAAAAGCAACGUAAAAAAAGCAGCAAGUCACAUUGCGUCAUGUCACAUGAAUGAUAUGACGAGCAGCUUCAAAUCAAAAACCGAAAAAUUUGUAAGUGAUAUCCAAUCAGAUUUGAAACAGGGUAAAUCGAUUUUGAAGCAUACUAAUGACUCCAAAAUAACUGAUAGUGAUGAGCCAAGAACUUAUAGAGAAGAAUCGCGAGUCUCUGAACAUGGAACAAAACAAAUUGAUCCGGAUACUGGACUCGUAUAUUUCAAGUACGAUUUUGGCUACGAAUUUGGUAUCAUUUUACCCGGCGAAGGUAAAAAGACGGUUGAAAGCAGCAAGAAGAAGAUUCAAGAACAAAGACGUUCCAGUGACAUAGAAGUGCCUAUAAUCCAUGAGUUUACUGAAAAGAAAACAAAUGGUUUUAUGAAAAAGGGCACAUUUUUGAACCGUCAAAACAAGAUAGAAAAUAAAUUCGAAAACUCAAAGACUGUUAAAUGGGAGCCAACAUCAGAAAGCGACUUUUCUGAAGCUGAAGAUUUGAAAAAUCUCAAUAAAAAACAAUCGAAGGGAGCUAGUAUAGAAAAUUCGAUGGCGCUUUCAAAUCUCGUCAUACCUAGUUCUGUAUCAUCAUCAAGAUGGGAUCAUACAACGCCCAGUCCGCUUUCUCUUAGUCCAAGUCUGCCAAGCCUCUCUCCAAGACAGAGUAGCGCCACUGGACCACCUAGUAAUGUGGAUUCUGCAGGUUCACCUUGGCCGCUUAACAACGGCGUAUCAUCGAUUACAGAAAUAAUUCAACCUUAUAUCGAAGUUUUACCGAAGAAAGCUCCUAUAUUCAUUACGCCACUGAAAGGUAUUGCGGUAAUAAGCGGACAACCAGCUAGAUUCGAAUGUAUUGUUCAAGCAGAACCACAACCCAAUAUUCUAUGGUCAAAAAAUAAUAGAAUCGUAGAAAAUUCUAAGAGUCACGAAAUUCAAUACAGAAACGGCAUUUGUCGUCUUACCAUAAUGAGAGCUUUACCUGAGGAUGCCGGGACUUAUGCAUGUACGGCAACGAAUAGUUUAGGUUCCACCAUAACUUCUGCCAACUUGGAAGUUCCAGAUAUUAUAAAGCAUCAGCAAUUUCCUACAAUAUUAAAAAUCUCAAAGACAAUUCGUUACGAGAAGAUUUCCCACAUUGUUGAUGAUGUACGUGCAUAUGUUUUUAGAAUAUGGUGUGUAGCGACACUAGAAUUUACAAGCGCAGUGCGCAGGCAAUGUGCUCUUGCAGAGUCGCAAUCAGGACCUAAUCGUGUGGCUAAACUUGGCUGAGGCUACGUACAUACAACGAGAAUGAUUUCUACCGCCAAAUUCCAUCAAGAAAGAAAGAAUAAACAUAUUGAAUAAACUGAGACGAAAACUAGAGAGAGAGAGAGAGAGAGAACGAUGAGAUUGCGUAAAUCUUGAACAUACAUACAAU
Atta colombica is the source of this 15246-nucleotide messenger RNA. RefSeq lists its product as uncharacterized. The record is from RefSeq and is a predicted model, not a curated record. Lineage: Eukaryota; Metazoa; Arthropoda; Insecta; Hymenoptera; Formicidae.